Molecule: messenger RNA, 1766 nt
Organism: Micropterus salmoides (largemouth bass)
Lineage: Eukaryota; Metazoa; Chordata; Actinopteri; Centrarchiformes; Centrarchidae
Gene: mos
Product: v-mos Moloney murine sarcoma viral oncogene homolog
Exons: 1
Coding region: 60-1073 (337 amino acids)
Biological process (GO): signal transduction; negative regulation of metaphase/anaphase transition of meiotic cell cycle; positive regulation of MAPK cascade
Cellular component (GO): cytoplasm
Molecular function (GO): ATP binding; protein kinase activity
Source: RefSeq, a predicted model, not a curated record
GAUCUGCUGUUCAGUCAGCAGCAGGCCACAAGCUGCACAGAGAGUCUUUAUUACGCACGAUGCCUUCUCCGAUCCCCGUGACCCGCCUGCUGCCCCAAAAUAUCUAUCCCUCUCUGGACUUCGGGACCUGCAGCAGUCCGCUAACCAAACCCUCCCACGGCUCCAGCUUACAAGUCCCCGUCCAGCGGCUCCACGGCAGAGUCGCUAGCCGGCUCUGGUCCUCUGUGAUCCACUUUAAGGAGCUGCGCUCCGUCCUGCCCGUGGGCUCCGGAGGAUUCGGCUCAGUCUACAAGGCGGACUACCUCGGGGAGACCGUCGCGCUGAAGAAAGUCAAGAAGUGCACCAAGAACAAGCUGGCAUCCCGGCAGAGCUUCUGGGCCGAGCUGAACGCGGCACACCUGCGCCACAGAAACAUCGUGCGCGUCAUCGCAGCGACCACCUGCGUGCCAGCGGACUUCGGAGAUGAAAGCAGCAUCGGAAUUAUACUGAUGGAGUUUGUGGGGAGCAGGAAUCUGCAGCAGAUCAUUUACGGAUGUCCUGAGACGCUGGAGAACAGGUGGCUCAGGUACUCAACAGACAUUGCACAUGGCUUACAGUUCCUUCACUCCCACACCGUUGUGCAUCUAGACAUAAAACCAGCCAACGUGUUGGUGUCGAGUGAAGAUGUCUGCAAAAUUGCCGAUUUUGGCUGUUCUUUGAAACUGGACCGUGGUUGUGAAGUGAGCGCCAUCGGCCCCCAUCUGAGCCACGUAGGCGGUACUUACACGCACAGAGCCCCGGAGCUGCUGAAAGGCGAGGGGGUGUCUCCUAAAGCAGACAUCUUCUCUUUCGGGAUCACCUUGUGGCAGCUGAUCACCAGAGAGCAGCCCUACACCGGCGACAGGCAGCACGUGCUUUACGCGGUUGUGGCGCACAACCUGCGGCCGUCUGUUCAGAACCAAGCAGUGUUUCAGUCAGAGCAGGGGCGGCUGUGUAGGACUCUGUUGAGCCGGUGCUGGAGCGGUGAGAGCAGCUGCAGACCGAGUGCUCAGGAGCUGCUGCCUCAGCUGGAGCAGCUGCGCUCCCAGAUAUGAGUUUAUUUUAGAGCUGGUGCACAGAGAGGCCCACUGACGACUGUGGGUUUCAGAAAAUGGACAAUAUAGGAGCAUUGUAGCAGGUCCUCUCCUGCAGGGUCAGCUUUGAAGCAAUGGGCUACUCACUUGUUUUCUGGGCAGUGUGGAGAAAGCCUCUUCAAAAUACCCUGGAACUGAUUUAGCACAAUGUCACUACUCUUCUACAAGUAACAUUUCAAAUUUAUUAAAAUUUUAUUCCAAUUUGUAGUUGUUUUUGUUUUUUUAAGUAUUACUUGCAUGAAACCAAGUGAGACUCAUCAGUCUACCAACAUGCUGGUGUAUUUGCACUUUUUUGCAAUGCUAAUUUGUUAUUAUUGACUUGAAAUAAGGCUCAUUAUUCCUGUAGAAAUCAAACUUUGGCUCGAAGAAUUUUAAACCAAGUUGGUUUUGUGUUAUUUCAGCCUAUUGGCAGAAGUCCUGUAUUUGUUGAGAGAAAAUUUUUAAAAUCUGUUUGUGUAGUCCUGUACUGUUAAGAUGUCAUUCAUGUCUCAUUUGCCAACACAAAACACACUUUAAGUUACUGUUCUAUCUUGUUAUAUAUAUUUUCUUAAACUAAGAAAUGUGUGUUGUGAAUUGAGUGUUAUAUGCCAUCUUGAGAUUGUGAUUGGAGAUUUAAGUGUGAUGGGUUUUCAUUAAAAUUAUUUUUAUACUGUA